Cyclocybe aegerita is the source of this 1449-nucleotide messenger RNA. The record is from the annotation of a GenBank genome assembly. NCBI's taxonomy places the organism in Eukaryota, Fungi, Basidiomycota, Agaricomycetes, Agaricales, Hemipholiotaceae.
UAUGUCGUCCACCACCACCGCCUAUUCCAACGGCUCAGAGGCCUCUCUGCGUCGGAGGGACGUCAACAACGGCAACAUAGACCGCGUCGUGGUGACCGAUCAUGGAAAAGAAAUCGACAAACGCCUCGACCAACAUAUCAGCUACGAAUUCGGUGGACCAUGGGGCGUCGUAGCCAUUAUGACGGGCUUCCCCAUUCUUAUGUAUUAUCUAUGGAUUUGCUUGUGGUUCUACGACGGAAAACUUGUCCACCCGUCGUCUGUGGAAGAUAUUAAACCUUUUCUAUGGCGUAUGUGGGGCCACGUCGCGAAGGACGCGUCUCCCAAUCUCUACGCAUGGAAAGUCUACUCUGGCAACUUUUUCUUCCAGCUCUUUAUCGCGUUGGUCAUCCCAGGCUACCAGCAAGAAGGUCUGCCCGUCCCGUCUCUAGGGUACAAGACCCUCAUGUACAACUGCAACGCCAACCUUUGCUUCUACACGACGCUCAUCACUGCUGCUGUCCUGCACCACUACGACAUUUUCCGUCUUACUGCUAUCAUCGACAACUACGGGCACAUCAUGACUAUCUCAAUGAUCUAUGGCUUUGGAAUUUCCCUCAUCACGUAUCUCCAUGCCGUCCUCACAGGCACCGCCCUCCGCAUGUCUGGAAACUUCUUUUACGACUAUUUUAUGGGUGCUGCUCUCAACCCUCGCUUGGGUUCGGUUGAUCUGAAGAUGUGGGCAGAAGUUCGCAUUCCCUGGGUUAUCGUUUUCUUCUUGUCCAUCUCAGGGGCGUGCAAGCAGUACGAGACGUAUGGAUAUGUAACACCGAAUAUGGCUUUCAUGAUUCUCGCUACUGGACUGUAUAUCAAUGCUUGCGCAAAAGGCGAAGAGUGUAUCCCCCAGACAUGGGAUAUGUUCCAUGAGAGGUGGGGCUUCAUGGUCAUCUUCUGGAAUUUCUCUGGUGUUCCUUUGUCCUAUGUCUACUCGGUCGUCUACAUGGCCUCGCACGACCCCUCCGCCUACCGGUUUAGCACCGCAGGCUACGUCUUCAUCUACACGGUCCUUUGCACAGCUUACUACAGCUGGGACACCGCGAUGUCACAAAAGAGCCGCUUCAAAAUGCAAACUCAGGGCAGAACCGAAUUCCGCAAGACCUUCCCCCAACUACCAGGAUGCAUCGUGAAGAACCCGACCUACAUUCAGACGGCGCAUGGAAAUCGUCUACUAACGAGUGGCUGGUGGGCAUACUCGCGCAAGCCAAAUUAUGUCGCCGACUGGAUCAUGAGCCUGACCUGGGGCGCCAUCAUCGGUACCGCGACGAUCAUCCCGUAUUUCUACUCCGUGUUCUUUAUCGUCGUGCUCCUCCACCGCUGCACGAGAGACUUUGAGCGGUGCUCUAUGAAGUACGGCAAGGACUGGGAAAGGUACUGCCAAGUCGUCAAGUACAAGUACAUCCCCUAUGUGUACUA